Messenger RNA from Hemibagrus wyckioides, 1243 nucleotides. RefSeq names its product FKBP prolyl isomerase 7 (gene fkbp7). Gene Ontology annotation, molecular function: peptidyl-prolyl cis-trans isomerase activity; calcium ion binding. The transcript is spliced from 4 exons. Bases 42 to 704 code for a protein of 220 amino acids. The record is from RefSeq and is a predicted model, not a curated record. NCBI's taxonomy places the organism in Eukaryota, Metazoa, Chordata, Actinopteri, Siluriformes, Bagridae.
GCAACCCAACAAAGAUUCCGGCGUUUUUGCCACGCAGACAGAUGUGCAAGAUGUCUGUGCGUUCCUGUCUUUACUUUAUUCUCUGUUUUCAGUUUUUCGGUGACUUUCUAAAUUUGAUUUGUGCAACCGUAUCGAGUGAUGAGGUUAAAAUCGAGGUGAUUUACUUGCCAGAAAACUGCACCCAGAAAGUGAGGAAGGGGGAUUUGUUACACGCACAUUAUGAUGGAUAUCUGGCCAAGGACGGAUCUCAGUUUUACUGCAGUCGCUCAGCUAAAGAUGGACAGCCUCACUGGUUUGUUUAUGGGGUUGGGGAGGUCAUCAAGGGCUUGGACAUUGGCCUGAAAGACAUGUGUCCUGGGGAGAAGCGAAAGAUCACAGUUCCUCCUUCAUUUGGAUUUGGUGAGAAAGGGAAAGAUCCGGUGCCACCCAAUGCAACCUUGAUCUUUGAGGUGGAGCUUUUGCAUGUGCGACGAGGUCCACGCAGCAUAGAAGCUUUUAAGGAAAUGGACAUCAACAAUGACCAGACUCUUACGAAAGAAGAGGUGAAAGAUCACUUGAAAAUGGAAGCAAAGAAGUUAAAUGUGCAGAAAGAAGAGUCCUAUUUCGACGCUGUUGUGACCGAUGUCUUCCGCAGGAAUGACCAGGAUGCAGAUGGAAGUUUGUCUAUAAAAGAGUACAAUGUCUAUGAGCAUGAUGAGCUUUAACUACCAAUACACAAUGUUCUCAUAGACAUUUUUUAUGCAGGUGGGAUAUGGGAUAUUUUUGAGGAGUAUAAUAAAAUACCACUAGGACUAUGCAAACUUUAAAUAAAGAUGAUUUUUGGAUAAUUAUUCGUACCUGUUAACAAUGUGCAGUUAACACAUAUGUUAUAUACUCAAUUUUUAUGUAUUAUGUAUUAUUAAACAAAACAUUGAAAAAAAUUCAGGCUUUUAAAAGGUGGUGUUAGUGGUACUGAAGAGCCUUAGUAAUUGACACUGCUAUAGUUAAUAAGAUAUCAGUGUUGUGAAAUUUCUCGAUGAAAGUCUAUGACAUGAAGGACUGACUAGAAAAAGUCAGUAUCUGAUCUAAUGAUAUCAUUCGAUUUGCAUAGUCAGGAACUUUUUCCUUUUAGAAAAAGCAGACAAAACAUGAAUACAAUCACUGAAAUACUAAAAUUGUGACAGUUGUAAUAUAUUUUUGACUCACCAUAAUUGACAAUGUGUUUACAUUUUCUGCAGCCCCUUACAGAUUCUUAAUAAAAAAU